Daphnia magna is the source of this 3188-nucleotide messenger RNA. RefSeq names its product mechanosensory protein 2. The transcript has 11 exons. NCBI's taxonomy places the organism in Eukaryota, Metazoa, Arthropoda, Branchiopoda, Diplostraca, Daphniidae. The coding region runs from base 16 to 1146 and encodes 376 amino acids. Gene Ontology annotation, cellular component: plasma membrane. The record is from RefSeq and is a predicted model, not a curated record.
UUCAAUUUCGGUAGAAUGCGCACGUUUCUUUUCAGUCACUGUACAACAAAGAAGCCGUCGGCUACAACAUCAAGCGAGCACAUCACUAGGCGGAGACACGCGAGCAUUUCUUUCCAAAGAAGAAACUUCGCGAAAGGAGCGUCUGCGAUGGGAGUCCAAACGGUGGAGGUGUCGUCGGCCAAUCGGCCCGGCGCGGGAAGUCUGAUGUCACCGGCGCCGCCAGCCACGGGCGUCGCUACCGGCACCAAUGACGUGGAAAAGGGCACGACCGGCCAGAAGAGCGGCGAUCAGUGGGGCAAAAACAUGCAGAGAUGGCGCAACGAUAACAUUGACAUUGGCAAAGCAGACCCUGGCGGCCCUGGCAUCUGUGCAUUCAUCUUGACACUCUUCUCGUUCCUGCUCAUUUUGGCCACGUUCCCGCUCUCGCUAUGCUUCUCCGUCAAGGUGGUACAAGAAUACGAACGAGCUGUCAUUUUCCGCUUGGGUCGUUUGCUCAAAGGAGGCGCCCGCGGUCCCGGUAUCUUCUUUAUCGUCCCCUGCAUCGAUACUUAUCGUAAAAUUGAUCUUCGUACCGUCUCAUUCGAUGUCCCACCGCAAGAGAUUUUGUCACGUGACUCCGUAACGGUGGCCGUCGACGCGGUCGUCUAUUACCGCGUGCACAAUCCAACCAUAGCCGUUUCCAAUGUGGAAAAUUUCAGCCACUCGACCCGUUUGUUGGCGGCCACGACUCUACGUAACGUUCUGGGUACCAAAAACUUGGCUGAAGUUCUGUCAGAACGCGAGACCAUCUCCCAUACGAUGCAGAGCUCCUUGGACGAAGCCACCGAUCCUUGGGGUGUUAAAGUGGAACGCGUUGAAAUUAAGGACGUUCGCUUGCCAGUGCAACUGCAACGAGCCAUGGCUGCAGAAGCUGAGGCUGCCCGUGAAGCUCGUGCUAAAGUCAUUGCCGCCGAGGGAGAACAAAAAGCCUCUCACGCUCUUAGGGAAGCUGCGGAGAUAAUCUCCGAAUCACCUGGCGCCCUUCAGUUGCGCUACCUUCAGACGCUCAACACCAUCUCAGCUGAAAAGAAUUCUACCAUCAUAUUUCCGUUGCCGAUCGAUAUAUUGAAACAUUUCAUCAAACCCGAUAAGAAGGACAAGAAAUAAAUGAGGUAAUUCGCGAAACGAAAAAAGGAAAUGUCAACUGGCAAAUGAACAGUCGGUCAUUCAAAUGAAUCGUCGAAUCAUUGUAAACUAAAUCUGACAAACUGUUAAUCAUUAUGGUGCUUCUAAUUUACGUAUACUAUAAUUCUGCUGGUCUCAUGGUCGAUGGGGAACACUUCUUCACAAUUGCAUUUCAAAGGUCGUACGAGUAUGGGAACUUUCUUUUUCCCCCAUUCGCAACUUUUGAAUAAUUAAACAAAACAAAAAAUAAGUUGGUAGACGCACCUUUAUCUUCAAAACAAUAUGCAUCAAACUCAACCCACUCAGAAGAACAGAAAACAAGCAACACAUCACAACUGAAUCAUUUCUACGACAAAAAUACGACGAAGGAAGGAUUCAUCGUCGAACGCGGCCCACUUGCAAUUUUUUUCCCACGUUAUUGUUAUUCUCUAACCCUAUACUCUUUCUAAUAAGAACCCGUCUAAUAAGAGUUCUUAAUUCUCUAGUCAAAUUCGGUUUCCCUUCAUAUUAUUCAUUGGCUAAUAAUUACGGCUGGCACAAUAUUGCCAGUUCGUUCACAAACUGUUGUUACCAUUGAAACACUUCGAUCUGGUUCUAAAAUUAGCACGAAUUAGUUGAAUUUAAAUAUCAUCGAUAAUGUUUGUUUUCUAGCUCCAGAGACGUCAAAUGUCCUUCUUCCCUUUCUCCCUCUCUUCUUUUUCGAUCUUACGAUUCUCUUUAGUGUCAUUCACAUUGAUUGGCCAUGUUGGUUUGUUAUUCUGUCGUUAACUGGCUAACUGAGUGCGGGGAUGGCAAAUUUCAACGGACGAGGCUGUUUGUAUUUUUCAUUUGUUUUAUUUUUCUUCGUUUAUUUUAUUUUUUUGUUUUUGUUUUGUUUUUUUGUCACAUAAAUAUGCCCAUCACUUGUUGUUAAUUUUUGCCAAAUCUUUUGGCAAAAAAACGUCUUGUGAUAACCUCCUAUCUACCUUUAAUUAUAACAUUCUUUUUCGUCCAAAGAAAUAUCAAUAUAAAAAUCAAAGAUCUGAACUUGUACUGCUACACUUCAAAAAGACAAGAUAAUAAGCUAGUUUAUAGUUAGACUAAAUUUGAUAGAACAGGGUCAAAAUAAAGCUAAUAUUCUUCAACGUCGCUAUAUUUUGAAACUAAAUCGUUCAUAGUUUGCUAUAUGUGGGUUAAUGUAAAGAAAAAAUAAAACAUUGGCAUGGAAAAGUGGGAGCCUUUCCACUUUUGUCAAAAUCUGCGAAAAACGACAUCUCAUGGAAUUUGACAAAAAUCCCACGGCAUAAUCCAAAUUGAACGUUGAUUUCGAUUAAGUUGUUGGUUUUCUCGUUAAACCAUCAGUAAAAAAAAAAAAAAAAAGUGCUGCCACAGACAGACAGAAGUGCAGACUAGGAGUAGAUCUACUCAUAGAUAGAUGUAAUAGAUUAAGUUUUAUUGAAUUCCAAGUCAAAAUUCUAAGCCGAAUUUUUAUACAAUAAGUGGGACUUAAAAUGUCGGGCUUAAUUAAUGAAGUAAAACUAGAUACCUUAUCAAUAGAUGGCUACACUGUUUAGUGGAUCGUCUGCAGUAGAAAUUUAUGGUUAUGGUUCAUCAGAUGUAGCCUAGUUGUUAGGGGUUCCAGACGUAUACAGCGAGGAGUUAAUAAAUCUUCAGUGCUUUUCGUUUUAAACAUUCUUUUGGCUACUCGUUAAUUCACUGAAAUUUGCCAUUUUUUCGUACCAACCUGAGGGACACACACGAUUGUUUGAAAGUUAAUUUUUCACUAGACAUCAUUUAAACAGUGCAGUUCCUAUCCGCAGCCCUACAGUGUGCAAAAAUAGACAGUGGAAAAAAUCUGCUCAUCGUGCUUUGCUGGCCUGCACCAUGCUGGCCUGCACAAUCCCUUAAGGAAAUUAGUAGCUGUGGACUUUCUUUAGAUGACUCUUGUAUCGGAAAUAUUUUCCUGCUUCUUGGAACAUGGAACAUAGGAUGUCUUGAUGCCAACCAAGUGUCAUGGGAAAGAUAUUGUAAAAAGAUGUUUAAGG